ACUUGACUCAGUUGACGUAAAAUACCGAUGAUAAUUUAUCGGGUGUCAAAUGUAUUGACAUUUAUUUUCUGUUGAUUUCUCAUUGGAGGACGGAGUGGGUACAGUAAUACUAUCUCGUUGCGGAAACUCAAUUUUACACAUGAAUACAUUUUGCCUUAGCAUGAAUUUUUAUUGUAUUCCACACAGCAAACAGAAACGGUGGAAUUAUUAAUUGAUAUCAAUGGAACCGUGGAGUCAACGCACGAUGAUAUCGCAUGUGUCAAGAAAGACUACCGUUUAAAUUCAAUUGUAAGAUCCACACAUGGCAUUAUCGACGUGCCCAUGGGUGAAAAUAGAUUAAAACUGAUCAGCAACAUGAAGAUAGUCUUUUUUUGCUUUUUGCCUUUCGUCGCGGCUGAUGGUAUAUCCGCUAAAAAUCUCUACGAGUAUGUGACCAUCAGUUCAGGCAUCAGACAACACAUGCAAAGUGUCUCCCAGUACUUACAUAUUAUUGAUUCUGGAUCUCGAGAUGUCACCGACAUCAUCUAUAAAAACAUCAGUCAAGUCCUCGCGCAUUAUGGGCCCAAAAAGCAUCUGCAUUUUAUAUCUAAGUAUGAGCCCCAAGCGGUGGAUUUCGCCGGAAAUCAAAACUUGAGCGCGGAUUGUCGGCAAUAUAUAAUUGAUCUCAUCGAAGAAAGUAAACAGCAUCAGCAUGAGCUGUCAGAGUAUGUAGAGAAGGCUCUGGGAUCUUUCAUCGAGGAACUUGAGCGGAUUCAUAAAAAAUUUCAUUGGGCCGAAUCGAUCCUGACUGAUAUAGAAAAAAAAGUUUUCAAUUGUGGUUUUUUUUCGGAAACCGCUGACGCAAUCGAUAGUUACAAUUGCGCUUUAGACACUUUGAAGACAAUGGAAAUUUUGAAAAUUGACAUUACGAAUGUAGUGGUGACGGACGCACUGAGUCUGUUAUCAGCGAAACGAAAAAUCCUAGAUAAUCUUCACCAAUCGCUCUCAGAUCGAUUUAUUCCCGAAUUCUACAACGAAAAAGGAAGAGACCGUUGGCUCAAGAUAUUCUGCCCCAACGACUAGAAUUCAUCUCUCAUCCAAAAUCAAUAUUAUCCAAUUAUUAUAAUAAUUACAAAAAUAUACUGUAAAAAACCUAAUUAAUUUAUGG
Messenger RNA from Fopius arisanus, 1147 nucleotides. RefSeq lists its product as uncharacterized. The coding region runs from base 322 to 1062 and encodes 246 amino acids. Lineage: Eukaryota; Metazoa; Arthropoda; Insecta; Hymenoptera; Braconidae. The transcript is spliced from 5 exons. The record is from RefSeq and is a predicted model, not a curated record.